CGCGCGGCUGGCGGGAGGUUGGGUGGGGGGGAGGCUCCGCAGCGGCCGUGAUGCUCUUCUACUCCUUCUUUAAGUCCCUGGUGGGGAAGGACGUGGUGGUGGAGCUCAAGAACGAUCUCAGCAUCUGUGGGACCCUGCACUCAGUGGAUCAGUACCUCAACAUUAAGCUGACGGACAUCAGCGUCACAGACCCCGAGAAGUACCCGCACAUGCUGUCGGUCAAGAACUGCUUCAUCCGGGGCUCCGUGGUUCGCUACGUGCAGCUCCCGGCGGACGAGGUGGACACGCAGCUGCUGCAGGACGCGGCCCGCAAGGAGGCGCUGCAGCAGAAGCAGUGAUUGCGGCUGGAAC
Pezoporus flaviventris is the source of this 351-nucleotide messenger RNA. It is a transcript of the gene LSM2, whose product is annotated as LSM2 homolog, U6 small nuclear RNA and mRNA degradation associated. NCBI's taxonomy places the organism in Eukaryota, Metazoa, Chordata, Aves, Psittaciformes, Psittacidae. Gene Ontology annotation, cellular component: U4/U6 x U5 tri-snRNP complex; U6 snRNP; catalytic step 2 spliceosome. The transcript is spliced from 5 exons. The record is from RefSeq and is a predicted model, not a curated record. Gene Ontology annotation, biological process: mRNA splicing, via spliceosome. Bases 51 to 338 code for a protein of 95 amino acids. Gene Ontology annotation, molecular function: RNA binding.